This is a messenger RNA of Physcomitrium patens, 4099 nucleotides long. Lineage: Eukaryota; Viridiplantae; Streptophyta; Bryopsida; Funariales; Funariaceae. The record is from RefSeq and is a predicted model, not a curated record.
AUUGUUUUGUCCUGAUCAAGGAUUAAACCUGUCGAGAGCUUUAGCAUCUACAGAAUGAGAUUCUGUAGCUGUAGGCAGCAGGUUAGAUUGGGCCAACUCAGAAACUCUGUGGUGUGAUGUGUGAGUAACAGUGAGCUAAGGCUAGGGUGUAGGCAACAAACUAGUGAAGACACAGCUCAUGUCAACUGACGUAAAAAGAGCCCGCGCUCCUGAUAGCCUUGUUUCUGCCUCUAAAUGUCAGUCAUACACUUCAAUGGCAGCAAGUUUCGCGUAGCUCCGACUCCCAACACACAAGUCCAGCUCAUCUUUCAAGCUGUGACCAGGUGAGAGCUCUGCUGGUCCAUAGAAUCGAGAGGUUGAGUUGAUGAGGCUCUAGCUCCCUCAUGCAGCUCGUGGAGAGAGUCACGUCAGAAGCUAAGCACGUAGUUUUGGCGUGUAGUUGACGAUUUUGUAUUCGAUAGGCGCACAGGCUCGGUCCAGAGUCUAGAUGAGUAUAGACAGAGUAGUGACUACUCCAUGGUUUUGAACAUGGAACGCACCCACUCAAGGACAUUGUUGUGGUGGUAAACAAGCCAAGGCACGACCACGAACUACAAAAAAAAACGGCCGGUUAACCACACAGGGGAGCAUGUGCCCGGUUACAGGUUUCAAACUUCUGAUGAGGAUCACUCGUUGGUUGGAGACGACGUGUUGUAAGUUAUGUGGUAGCAUCUAGUGAUAGUUUGUGAACCAGAGAGCCUGAUGCAUCCCGAUUCGGAGUUUUUGAUUUAGCAGCUUCUUUUUGGCUUUCUAGUCUUAUUCAGGAUUCGAAUAUUGCUGAAGCAAGACGAUCUUGUAGUCGGAAUCAUCAUCAGCAGCUGAACUCGAUUAUGGAAGAAUUCUGAAAAUGCAGCUGUGGAAGUUAGGAAUGAGAAGUAUUAACUCCAAAGAGGAACGUUUUAGGUAUCCAAAUUCCAGGAAUUUUUCAGACUGAGGGUGAGGAGAUUGUGUAUAGCAGUAACAUGUGAGAUUGUAGAUGGACGCUAUGCCAAGGAUAUGGCGCAGGAAGCUUCUCUCGUCAAUAUUCCUGUUCCUGGGACUCAACUUUUUCUUUUGCAGAUUAAGUCAUGCUACUCUAGAACAAGGCAUUGCCUUGCAGGAAGUGAAAAACUCCGGAUGGAUAACCCAGAAUCUUACUUCAUGGACACCAGGAACAGACCCUUGUGUCAGUCACUGGGUAGGCAUCGAUUGUGACACGAUGGGCAACAUCAUCACCUUGAACUUGACACAUACGGGCUUAAGAGGGCCUAUUCCACUUGCUUUGGGAAGACUUACGUUGUUGAAAUACUUGGAUUUGGGAAAUGACAAGACAUGUGAAGGCUGUGGCCCGUGGAAUCGUGUGACAGGCGACCUCACUGCUCUUGGGACUCUGGUGAACCUUGAAAGACUGAUUCUAACAUCGAAUGAGUUAUCUCUUUCGACGUUCCCCACAGCUAUAUUUCAGCUCACGAAACUCACGGAUCUGAGGCUUGACAAUACGCUGAUCGAAGGCGGAAUUCCCCUGCGAAUCUCAACUCUGCACAACCUGCAAUAUCUGUACCUUGGAAAUAAUUCGUUUGGAGGAACCAUUCCUGGAAGCGCGCUAAGCUCCUUAACAAACUUGAAGGAACUGUCUCUCUGGGGUAAUAGUCUCAACGGGGUGUUACCACCCGAACUUGGCAACCUUGUCAAUCUAACCUACCUGAACGCGAAUAAGAAUAAUCUCUACGGUGGUCUUCCUCCGGAAUACGGAAAGCUCACCCUUCUGAAAAAGCUACUUCUUUACAAGAAUACAUUUACAGGGCCUAUCCCAGACACAUGGCGUGGAAUGACCAGCAUGCAAGAUCUAGAGAUCAAUGUCAAUUAUUUGUACGGGGGGCUUCCUUCGUGGCUGCUGAAAAUGCCUGCAAUUAAAAUAUUGCAACUCGGCAAUAAUCAGCUAAGUGGUCAGACAUUACCAGUUCUGAACAUCAGCACCGCGCCCAGUUUGAAGUACUUAUAUGCUGAUUGCAAUUACUUGGAAGGAGUUCGGCCAAAAAUCGACAAUAUCACGGCGGCGCUUGAUUAUAACUGCUGGGAAAACGAGGGUUCUUUGGACUCCGCCUGUGUCAGAGCCCUAAAUUGCUUAAAUUUUCAACUCGCUGUCAGCAACGGAAAAUGUCCAGUUUGUCCUAGCGGGCAGCACAUGGUCAACACCACGACAUGCAUCUGUUUUCGAGAUCCUGAAAAUUCGAGCAAGAAGUUGGCAAUUGCUGCUAUAGUUGGAGGUGUAGUAGGGGGUGUAUUCCUCCUACUUCUCGUGGUGGCUUUUUUCAUUUUCAGAGCCAGAAAGAAGUCAAGAAAAUCUCAACCAGCAGUUUCCCAUCCCGACUACUUUCAAAUUGAGAACGGAGGUAGUACGAGGUCAUUGUCCCAAUCCUGGGAAGCUCCAGGGGGUGUGCAUCACUUCUCAAUCAAGGAGAUAAUAAAGGCAACAAACCGCUUUGAUAAGGCAAAUGAGAUUGGAGAGGGUGGAUUCGGCAAAGUUUUUGUAGGAAAAUUCCCUUGUGGACGCUCACUUGCAAUCAAACAAGCGUGUAUUGCCGAUUAUUCGUCAGAGACUGGCCGUGGACAGUUCAGAAAUGAGGUAUCGUUAUUGAGCAGGCUUCACCAUAAGAACUUGGUACGACUGGAGGGAUUUUGCGACGACGGUGGUCAGCAGAUUUUGGUAUAUGAGUACAUGAAGUUGGGAAAUCUUCACGAUCUUCUCCAUGGAAAUGUUCAAGGCAAGCACGUGACAUUGGACUGGUACAAGCGUCUGGAGAUUGCUGUCAAUGUUGCUCAAGGCUUAGACUACUUGCAUUCGUUUGCGCACCCCCCUGUCAUUCACAGGGAUGUGAAGCCUAGCAACAUCUUGCUUGAUGACAACCUUGUAGCCAAAGUGGCGGAUUUUGGUAUAUCCAAAGAAACGAUUGAGAUGGGCACUCAUGUGUCUACAAGGCCAGUGGGGACAGCAGGGUACUGGGACCCUCAAUACUUCCUUCGUCUACAAUUGACUGCUGCCAGUGACGUCUACAGCUACGGUAUCGUUCUUCUUGAGCUCAUUACCGGCCGUAAAGCGAUUGAAUCUGAUGGACUUGAGGAGGAUACUAAUAUUGUUGAAUGGACAAGGGCGAAGAUGGAAGCAUGUCAAGAUGCACUCCACAGCAUAGUAGAUCCUAGACUGGAGGGAGAUUAUCCAAAAAGAAUAUUUAAAUAUCUGGUUGAUCUUGCAUUAAAAUGUGCAUCUUUUGAAAGACAAACUCGACCUACGAUGAAGUACGUAGUGAGUGUUUUAGAGCCUUUGUUGCAAGAGGCAGAAAGACCACCUCAGAGGAGUUCGCAGUCAUUGUCGUUUUCGCGACCACUAUCUUCUUCAACGACAGAAACCAAAGUAGGUGGCACAGGCUCCAGUAAGAGCACCAUUAGGAGUGACAUUGAAUUCAGCAAUCUUACAGGUGAUACAUGGGACACUUUUCCAACUGUGGCAUCAACACGCACAGAAGUACCUCAACGGGGGCAAAGUCCAGAGCUUGAGAAACCAUCGUCAACAAUAUGAUGAAAGAAGCAGAUAUCUGAUGCAUCUUCUCAGCUGUGUACAAGAAGGAAUAAGAUUUCCCUGAGCAUCUUACUCAUUGGUUUUCCGGAGAAAUUAAUUGCAGAACCAUCCUGUAAGCAUCCCGAUCUGCAGCAUAAUAUGACUUGAUGGUUGUCUCUACGUAGAACCCUUUCUUUUUAUAUAAAGCAACAGCAGCAGAACGAGCUGGGUCUACGUGAAGAUUCACGCAUUGAAGCCUUCUAUCACGAAUUUGUUGAACAGCUGCAUCUAUUAGUGCUUCACCAUAUCCUUGUUUCCGGCAAGUCUCCCUUACUGUAACAACAUCAUUGGUCAGCAACCUGUUUCCACUCAUGGGAUAAAGAAAUGAGUUGAAUCACAUGUGGGCGCAAAAAAUAUAUAUACUAUUUUGUUAGAAUGUAGCUCACAUUGAUUUUUUAUUCAGUAACUACUGCAAGUACUUCAAAUAGCGAUUAUCAGUGAAGGCAGUCUGGCCUGAUUCUAUCA